This is a messenger RNA of Mesocestoides corti, 252 nucleotides long. The record is from the annotation of a GenBank genome assembly. Lineage: Eukaryota; Metazoa; Platyhelminthes; Cestoda; Cyclophyllidea; Mesocestoididae.
AUGCACUCAUGCACUGGCAGGUGCACCGUGAACGCGUGCACGCGACACCUGGCCGCGCGCAUGCUUGUACGCUCACCGAUGCAGCAGCCCGCCGCCUCUCCCGGCCCACCCCCCUCCCGACCAGCUGUUAGACGAGCUCAGCUGUUAUGGAUGUACAAAUCAAAGGAGGUUACGGACGGCGUUUGUGAGCCGGCCAAUCACGUGAAUCUGUGCGACCGUCUAGACAGGUCAAAGGUCGGACAUUUCGAGUAA